AUGAGUUUAAAAGAUCGUACCAAAUCGAUUGCGUCAAAUGAAAUAGCUAUACAGUUAGCUAUUUGUCUUCAAAAACGCUACCAAUCUGUGAUCACACCUUUUAAUCUAACAAGUUAUGUUUUUUUUAAAAUAACAGUUAUAGAUUACAUAACAUCUCCCAACAAUGAUCCAUGUUUAAAAACGGUGGUAACAAUCACCGGUAAUGAUGAUGCUGAACUAACCAAACGUGAAAUUACCAACAAGGUAAUACCGGCACAGUACGGCAUAAGGAUCAAGGACACGGUAAAACUACGUGACGGGAAGUUCAUGAUAAAUUUCAAAAGUCCUAGCAGCAAACAAAAAUUUGAAAACGUCAUCGCAACCGAUGGCAGAUUUCAGUUAAAUGAUUCGGGACGACCAUUACCAACCGUACAUUUAAAGGGAUUAAACAUGGCGUAUGAAGAGGAACAAAUCCCCGAACUUAUCGCCCUGUACAAUCCAGAAAUUACUAAAUUUCUAGAAGAUAACCGUAUGGAAGCGGCAAGCGCCAUCGAAAUAAAAAAGAAACGGCAAAACCCGGCAAAACCAUAUUUAUGCAACGUGAUCAUGAGAGUAAGACCGGAGAUCCGGAACCUCAUGAUAAAUGAAUUACAUGGCCGUAUCAACAUCGAAUACUCAUACAUCCAUAUCGAGGACAUGAGUCCUCUUCGCCAUUAUCAUUGCUUCGGAUUUAAACACAUAGCCGAGUAUUGCCCGCGGAAAGGUCGUCAAUACUGCCUACACUGCGGUGGCGAACACCUCAUGGACCAAUGUAUAAACCGCGAGGAAGCUCCAACAUGUAUCAACUGUCGAAUGGAAGGACUUCCAAAUCACCGCAGUCACAUCGCAACUAGCCGGGACUGUCCCGUCAUGCUUCGUGUCAUGAAAAACAGUUUAAAUCGAACAGUUUAUGGAUAACAACCUACAUCGACGAAAAUACCAAUUAACCGAAUUCAAAUUCGCCCAAUUAAACGUAAACAAAUCACCGACAGCUAUGACGGCCUUUGCAAACUUUUCUGAAAGUAAAUCCAUCGACUUUAUGUGUGUCACUGAACCACCAAUUCGAAAAACAAUUCCAAACAUCAAUCGUCGACUUAACGUAAUUUAUUGUCAAUCAAACGAACCGAAUGGUCCCGCGCCGGUCCGUGCUUGCAUCUGUGUCCUUAAUAAACGUAUCCAACCGAUUAUGAUAUCCCAUUUAUCCAGUAGCGACUGUACGGUAUGCCAACUUGGAUCUGUCAUUAUCGUGGCGUUCUAUGCUCAACCAUAUGGUGACAUGAGUGACAAUUGGACCAGAAUUACAACCAUUGCAGCAUGGGCCGGCGUAAAAAACUUAAUCGUAACCGGCGACUUCAACAGUGAUCAUCAAAUUUGGUUCUCACAUGCCACCAACAACAGAGGCUGUGAUCUAUUGACGACAUUUAUCCAAUCUGGCCUAAGCGUAGUCAACAACACCGACACGCCAACAUUCGACACGAUCAGGGGCAACCAAAG
Molecule: messenger RNA, 1512 nt
Organism: Dermatophagoides farinae (American house dust mite)
Lineage: Eukaryota; Metazoa; Arthropoda; Arachnida; Sarcoptiformes; Pyroglyphidae
Source: RefSeq, a predicted model, not a curated record